CAGUUUAUGUCAAAUCUUAGUUCAUACUGAAUGAAGCAUUCUUUUGUUUUAUUACAUUUUAAUCAGUUUUAUCGUGUUGAAGUUCUAUACCAGUUGUAUAAGCUAAUAUUUGCAAUGGCCAAACUACGCAAAGAAAAAGCUAGUAAAGAAACGCUGUCCAACUCGGGAUCGACAUCAAGCUUUCACGAAGAGCAAAGGAUUUCACCAGUUGUACAAAAGAAACUCAGAGGAAGAACUAUUGCAGCAACGUCGAAAGUCAUAAAAAGGAAGCCUAAAAAGGCAAAAGCCAAUGCUAAAAACUUGAAGAAUAGGACAUAUUCUUUAUCGCCAGUUAAAAUUGAACAGUGUGCAAAUGAAACUAUUUUGCAGACUCCUAUUGCAUCAUCAACAUGCAUCAAAGAUAUUGCAUUUACUUUCUGUGAUAGCAUCGUUGAUGAAAACACUGAAGUUAUAAUAAAAGCUGAGAAAAAAAAUACCACCUUUGAUAAAGAAAAUGAUAUAUUAAGUGAUGAACCUACUAAAGAAACUUGUCAAGAUGAAUGUUCUAUAAAAGAUCAUAUUAAAGCUCCAAGUGUGGAAAGUAACAUUUCAGACACAAAUAGUGAUGGUAAAACAUUUAAUGAGGAGAAGACUGCUCUAAAAGUGAAAGAUAAUAAUGGUGGAAGAAACAAGACUUCUGUUUUGAAAUCUAAUUUAACUAACAUCCCAAAAAAACAGUCCGCAAAUAAACAGAUUGCCUACAGUUCGAUUCCCUUGCCAAAAUUUAAUCUUCAAAAGCAUGUCGUCAAGAAAAAUCUGGCAACAAAUUCCAAGUUGCAAAGUUGUAGCUCGAAAGUUGCUUUUGGCAGUGUCGAAAUUAUACCAAAAUCUAAUCUUAAUGAUAUUUCAAGUACUUCUACUGAUAGUUUGGAAAAUUUUGUAAAUGAAUUUUCCACACCUCCUUAUACUGCAAAGGACAAAACUAUCGGUUGCACUCCUAGAAUGAGAGCUAAUUCUAUCUUGGGUCUAUCAGAUUCAAAUGAGAAGGUAUCAGAAAAAAAUAUUUCUUAUGUCAAACCUUGUGUUAUCAAGCCUCCAGAAGUUACCGAUAGAGAGAAUGAAACUUCAAUCCAGAAAAAAGAACCUACAAGAAUUCCUCAGAAAAAAACAAUCACAAGUGGUAUUCGUCGAGAACUUAGAAAGUCUGCAUCACAGCCAUUGUUGACACCAAAAGCUAAAAUUGAUAAACCUAAACCAUUUGUAAAAACUAUAUCUUUUGCAGAUCAAUCUGGAAAUGAUACUAAAUAUGUCUCUCGCCUAAAAAUGCCAAAUUUUGCAUUAAUCCAUAACAAGAAUUUUAAUAAAAUGGAAUCUGUAGAUGAGUAUGCCAAAAGAAAGGAGGCGCGAGCUAAGGACCUAAUGACGCCAAAAUCUGAAAGAAGAAUAGCAACUAAGAUCAAGAAAACGCCUGUUGCUAAUACUAAGCUCGAAAAUAAAACGGUAUUCGAUUUUCGAGGUAUUAAGAAAAAUGAAGCUAUUAGUCGACAUGAAAAGCAUGUAGAUAUGGCUAAGAAGAUUUUAAAGAAACCCGUUGACUUUUCAACAAAGCGGCAGCAAAUGUUGAAAGGGGUAAGAUUAAAUAAAAGAUUUGAUCUUCAACUACAAUUCAGACAAGGGAUAUGAAAUAUUUAUUGUUAUUUUUAUAUGAAUUUUAUAUUUAUUUGGAUUUUAAUCAUUUUUACUGGUCAUGAAGCUUGCAUAUGAAUGAAUUAUGUAAGUUUAAAAUAUUGGAGAUUCUCCAAUUUUGUAAUUUUUUACCUGAUAUUUUUAAAGUAUAUGAAUGCUUUCAAAAUCCCAAACA
Molecule: messenger RNA, 1840 nt
Organism: Ctenocephalides felis (cat flea)
Lineage: Eukaryota; Metazoa; Arthropoda; Insecta; Siphonaptera; Pulicidae
Exons: 10
Coding region: 31-1662 (543 amino acids)
Biological process (GO): establishment of mitotic spindle localization; mitotic cytokinesis
Cellular component (GO): microtubule; spindle
Source: RefSeq, a predicted model, not a curated record